Molecule: messenger RNA, 207 nt
Organism: Effrenium voratum
Lineage: Eukaryota; Dinophyceae; Suessiales; Symbiodiniaceae
Source: the annotation of a GenBank genome assembly
AUGGGGGAGACGCAGCUCCUCAUCAAGAGGGAGUGCGACAACUAUGACCUCUCCGCGCCCCCAAUACGCUUGCCCAGGCGGCAAGAGUUCAAGGAGUUGGACGACUUGCACGGCGAUUCCAUCGAGACGGUCACGGGCGGGGACACGCUCAGUGCGUUUACAGCUGGCCCCUCGAUGGAUGAGCCUACCUUCGUCACAGAGCCUUGA